ACUUCCUAUAGGGACUGAAAACCAAGUGAGGAGAUGAAGGAUUACACUGUACUAUAGUGCAGAGAAUACAGAGAGGAUAUACACCGCAGACAGAUCCUGACCAUCACUCAAGGAACAACUGCUCAGCUGUGGAAAGACAUCCAAUUCCUUCACAGCAUUGCUCAACACAUAGAAGGUUGGGCAGUGAAACUAUCAUCUGGAAAUCGGUCAGAUCAGAGGAGUUCUGACACAUCAUCAGAUCUGAAACUGGUCAGUGAUGUGGAACCUUUAAUCAGAACCAGCCUUUCUGAUUCUUCUGCUGCGGGUGAUCGAUCAGAGUGAGGCUGGGAAGAGGAGGAAGUGGCCCCAAUCAUUCACUGAGACUCGUGAACUCAUUCUGACAAGGUGGAAACUGUUCAUGUGUGAAGUGUGUAAGGAGGAUUCCACAGGCUCACAAGAUCUAGCACAAAAGCUGCAUCACUAAACAGCCAUCUAGAGGAAAAACCAUUCAAGUGUGAGAUGUGUGACCAGGGUUUCAUGCAGUCCUCGAUGCUCACGAAACACCAAAAUAUCCAUAGUAGGGAGAAGCCAUUCAUUUGUGGAGUGUGCAAUAAAUCAUUCUCUCGGUCAUCACACCUUCGCAAUCACCGAUAUGUUCAUACAGGGGAGAAACCAUUUAAAUGUGAAGUUUGUGAUAAAGCUUUUGCAACAUCUACGACCCUCCUAAAUCAUCAACGCAUUCACACAGGGGAGAAACCCUUCAGCUGUCAGUUUUGUGACAAAUCUUUCAUCUACUCUUCUGAUCUGAAGACACACCAGAGGAUCCACACAGGGGAGAAACCUUUCAGGUGUGACAUAUGUGACCAAGCCUUCACACACUCGUUGACUCUUGUGAAUCACCGGCGCAUUCACACUGGAGAGAAACCAUUCAAGUGCAAGUCGUGUGAAAAAUCAUUCUCGCAGUCAUCACAUCUCCGCUUGCACCUACGCAUUCACACUGGGGAGAAACCAUUCGCAUGCAAAGUUUGUGACAAAGCAUUCUCGCAACCAUCGCACCUCCGCAUCCACCAACGCAUCCAUACAGGGGAGAAACCAUUCAUAUGCAAAGUGUGUGACAAAUCAUUUUCGCAAUUAUCGAACCUCCGACUCCACCAGUCCAUGCACACAGGGGAGAAGCCAUUCACGUGUGAUGUUUGUGACAAAUCAUUCUCGAAGUCAUCAUGUCUCCUUGACCACCAACGCAUUCACACAGGGGACAAGCCAUUUAUGUGCAAGUUGUGUGACAAAUUGUUCUCACGAUCAUCAGCGCUCCUCAACCACCAACGCAUUCACACAGGGGACCAACCAUUCACGUGUGACGUGUGUAACAAAUCAUUCUCUGUCUCAUCAACGCUCCGCGUCCAUCAACGCAUUCACACAGGGGAGAAACCAUUCAAGUGUGAAGUGUGUGACAAGUCAUUCACCGACUCAUCAACUCUCCGUGUACACCGUCGCACUCACACAGGGGAGAAACCAUUCACAUGCGAAGUGUGUGACAAAUCAUUCUCUGAUUUAUCGACCCUUCGUGCACAUCGACGUGUUCAUACAGGGGACAAACCAUUUAUGUGUGUUGUGUGCAAGAAAUCAUUCUCGCAGUCGUCAAACCUUAGGAGACAUCAACGUUUACAUACAGGGGAGAAACCAUUCAGACGUGAGAUUUCUAAUUAGGCUUUUACUGACUCCUAUGCUUUUGUGAGAGACCAAAGAAUUCAUGAAGGGAGAAGUCCUUUGAAUGAGAGGUAUAUGACAAAGCCUUCACAUGAUUAUUGAGCCUGGAAGUCCUUCACUGGAGUGUUAGUCCACGCUGGAGAUAAAGUCUUCAUUCAAACAAACUUUUGGGACAUCAUUGAACCUCCUGAUAUAGCAGAUGAUUCACUCUUUGAAGAAGAGGAGGUGAGAAAUGUUACAAAUCUUUCUUGCAUUUAACAAACCUCUGCGCACACCAACACAUGCACCCAGGAGAGAAACUAGUCAACUGUGAGGUGUGAGACAAAGCCCAGAUAGAUUUAAACAGCCAUCUGCAGUACCAGGGGAGAAGCCCAUCCAUUGUGUAUGCGAUUUGCAAUAAAACUUCUGUGACAGCU
Hemiscyllium ocellatum (epaulette shark) is the source of this 2102-nucleotide messenger RNA. RefSeq names its product zinc finger protein 271-like. The transcript has 2 exons. Gene Ontology annotation, biological process: regulation of transcription by RNA polymerase II. The coding region runs from base 499 to 1686 and encodes 395 amino acids. NCBI's taxonomy places the organism in Eukaryota, Metazoa, Chordata, Chondrichthyes, Orectolobiformes, Hemiscylliidae. Gene Ontology annotation, molecular function: DNA-binding transcription factor activity; RNA polymerase II cis-regulatory region sequence-specific DNA binding. The record is from RefSeq and is a predicted model, not a curated record.